This is a messenger RNA of Melanaphis sacchari, 1798 nucleotides long. Its product is annotated as UDP-glucuronosyltransferase 2B2-like. NCBI's taxonomy places the organism in Eukaryota, Metazoa, Arthropoda, Insecta, Hemiptera, Aphididae. The transcript is spliced from 5 exons. The coding region runs from base 170 to 1720 and encodes 516 amino acids. The record is from RefSeq and is a predicted model, not a curated record. Gene Ontology annotation, molecular function: UDP-glycosyltransferase activity.
UUAAUAUCACGUCUUCGUGAUUAUUUUUAUUGUUAUUGUUGAAUAUUUACAUUUAUACGUGCGCUAAUCAUUGCAGUUUAUUUCAUAUCACAGGGAAGAACGUAAAGGCCACAGAAAAAAGGAAUGUAAAUGUUAGUUCAAGGUUGAACAGGAUAUUAAAUUAAAAAUCAUGUCCCGCUUAAUGAUUAUAGCAAUAUUGCUCGUAUGUGGAUGCUCAACAAUAAUUUUGCCAGCCGAUUCGGCACGAAUUUUAGCAGUUGAGCUGACAGGUGGAAAAAGCCAUUGGAAUUUUAUGAGUUCAGUAUUACGGUCUUUAUUAGAAAAAGGACAUAAUUUGACCAUUUUUUCUCCAUUUACCGAUAUUGAUUUUUGUGGUGUGAACUGUUCUUUGAUAGAUACAUCUAAAGACUAUCCAACUACAAGUUCAACAAACUUUUUGACUAUCUUGAAAACACUCAGUUCAACCGUAAAGCUUAUAUCCCAAAGCGUUAAUAUUACAAGAAGUCGUUGUAAUAAUAUGUAUAAUAACAAUGACAUAAAUAAGAUCUUAACGGUCAAAAAUAAUUCAGAUUACGAGAUUUUACUGAUUGAACCGAUGGCCACCGAGUGUGCUUCACAUGUAGCAGGCAUACUUCGAAUUCCUGUAGUGUACCUUAUCCCAUCGCCAAUGUUAACAUUCAUAGAACCAAUAUUUUUUGGACAUACACCAAACCCUGCAGUUGUACCGCAUAUUCUAAGUAAACAUGCAUUUCUUAGAACAUUUAGUCAGAGAUGUAUCAACUCAGCGCUAUUGGUAUACAGUUUGAUCUCGAGAGAAUACCACGAAUGGAAAAUUAAAAAAACUCAUCCUCAGACGUAUGAUUCGAUCGAGACCAUUAAACCUUCGCUUGUGUUUGUCAAUUCUCAUCAUAUUACUGAACAGUCGAGACCUCUGCCAUCAAAUUUUAUAUCGAUUGGUGGUAUACAUCUCAGUCAACCAAAAAUUAUAUCAAAAGAUAUACUGGAGUUUAUUGAAAACUCACCACAUGGAGUGAUUUAUUUUACAUUUGGUUCAGUCAUAUCAAUGUCAACAUUACCAGAUCAUAUUCAAAGUGCAUUUAAAGAAGCUUUAGCAGAAGUACCUCAGAGAGUAUUAUGGAAAUGUGAGGAAGAAAUGAAAGAUAAACCAAUAAAUGUAAUGACAAGUAAAUGGUUUCCUCAGCGCGAUAUACUUAUGCACCCCAAUGUAAAAUUAUUUAUUAGCCAUGGAGGUAUAUCUGGUGUAUAUGAAGCUGUAGAUGCAGGUGUUCCUGUUCUUGGAUUUCCCCUAUUCUACGAUCAACCAAGAAACAUAGACAACUUAGUUGAAGCAGGAAUGGGAAUUUCUAUGGAUCUGUUAACAGUACAAAAAGAUGAAUUGUUAAAAAAUAUCUUAGAACUCAUUAAUAAUGAAAAAUAUGUGAAAAAUGCUAAAAUGACUUCUGAAAGAUUUAAAGAUCGACCAAUAUCACCAGCAGAAUUAGUUGUUUACUGGACAGAGUAUGUAAUUCGUCAUAAAGGUGCACCACAUUUAAAAUCUCAUGCAUUGAAUUUGGCGUGGUAUCAAUACUAUUUAUUGGAUGUUAUUGUUGUCAUAUUAAUUUUUAUUUCUUUAGUCAUUUUCAUUACUUAUAAAGUUUUUAAAAUUAUUUUUUACUAUUUUUUAAAAUAUUCAAGAAUGAUCAAACCAAAAUUAGAAUAAUUUGAGUACUAUCAUCUUACUAAAUUAUUCGAGUAUAUUAAAGUAAAAUAAAAUUAUCAUAUUGGUAACUAUGAAAAU